GUUCAAUGUGGAAAUCUCUUGCUCGAUACAAGAUUUGGUGUGUGGUACUCCAUUGGCAUUGAGUGAUAUUCCCUUGGAGUUAAAAAGUUUCAAAAUAAGGAUGAUGAACGCUAUAAGGAAUAUUCUCGGCAUUCCCAUUGCUUCACCUGAUCUGGUCCCCACAACCGCUCUACACAAUCCUACAUCUACUGAUGUGGAGCGUACGAUUGGGGAUUCAGUGAGAGUUCAUACAGUUGAUGCUGAUGGUGUUUCUGUUGAUGGUAUUGUUAAUGCCUUUCCAUCAGAUCUUGUCGUUGUUGAUACGCACGUAGAUGCACCGGGUAAAGGAGAAGUUGCAAAGGAUCCAACAUUGAGCAAUGUCAUCAUCGCAUGUAGCCUUGUGCCUUCAUCCAAAACAGCCCAAGUAGCAGAUGUGAAUUAUAGGCUUAAUGAAGAUCUAUCAUCAAGUGGGCAUAAUCUUUGGGUCAACUUUUUCUCUCCAGUCUUGAAGCAUGAGUGGGAGCCUCCACCUUGAGGACAAGGUGGUUUUCUAAGGGGGUGAGAGUGUUAUGG
Cuscuta campestris is the source of this 552-nucleotide messenger RNA. Lineage: Eukaryota; Viridiplantae; Streptophyta; Magnoliopsida; Solanales; Convolvulaceae. The record is from the annotation of a GenBank genome assembly.